AUGGAUCAAAAAAUCUUCAACUUAAGUUCUGAGACUAAUGAAAUCCCAGAUAAAAAACGUUUUGCUGAUGAGUUUAUUCAACUCUUGUUAAUUCAAUCGUCCUCAUUUCUUGCGAGAAGCUCUCCUGAGCAGUUUAUUCAAUUCUCAUUAGUAGAU
Messenger RNA from Schistosoma intercalatum, 156 nucleotides. The record is from the annotation of a GenBank genome assembly. Lineage: Eukaryota; Metazoa; Platyhelminthes; Trematoda; Strigeidida; Schistosomatidae.